CACUGAAACUGCAACUUUUCCCAUACUCAUACGAAGACAAACUGGAUUCAUUUCUACAAAAUAAAUUUAUUACCUCCCAAACAAAGGUACCGUAUUGCAGCCUUAUAUUUUAAAAAAUAUGUGUCAUUAACUGAGUCUGUAGUGUAGCCUACUUUUAAACUUUUAUUUUAAUUUGUCAGACUUUCUGUCUUUGAGAUUUUGACUUUGACAUGUAAAAACUUCCACUUCCAAUUCAAUCAUCAUUCAAUGAUUGAUUCAAUGCCAAAAGUAAAGUAAGUGAGCUAAAGUGUGGCAGUGGCAAUCAGCCGCCAAGUCAACUCAAACUACUCAAAGUCAGUCUUUUUCUUUCACUUUCAGUACUCUUUUUUUAAAGUCUUUACUAGUUUUUACCGUUUACUACAGACUACAACCUUUAGUAGGCUAGUAUGUAAUUUUAAGACUUGGAGUUGGAGUUUAGAGUAAUAGUUCUUACUGAACUGAGUUAUUUGUAAGAAAUUGAAGUAUUUGGAAAAAAAUAUUUAACCUUACAAAAUAGGCUCUUUGUCUUUCUUAGCUACUCUUAAACUUAAGACAGGCAUGUUUAAUUUCAAUAUGUUAAUGUUGUUGUCAUUUGUUGUGGCAGUUGGUGGAGAUAUUGCAGGAAAUUUCAAAUAGCAGAUAGUUGUAAGAUUGUAGGCAACUACUAAAUUCCACUCAGAAAUUCAAACACUUGUAAUAAAACGCAUUGAAUGAGCAGUUCAGACCUGUUUACUCGUACAAUUUUGGCGUACAAUGUACGAUUUUGAGGUGUAUACAUUGUAUAUACUGAUGUUUAAUUUACUGUUAAGAUAAUGUAUUGAUUGAUUUUGUGAUGAUAUUGUACGAUUUUAAGAGUUUGAGGGUAAACAGGUCUGGCAGUUACGUUACUUUGUAAGUUUAAUAAUUGUUUUAUCAAGUAGGCCUACAUGGUUAAUUGACACUUAACAACUUUAAGUAGACAUACUGUCUGAAAACAUGUUACUUGUGGCUAAAGUGUCACUGGAAAACAAAAGUAUCUUGGAAACAUGUCAUGGCUUGUUCCACUUUGAUAAUGCAAUUUCUGCUUGACCUGCACCCAAAGUCCUUCAAUAGUAAUAGUGUUACGUACCGUUAUCAGUAUGAAGAAAUUGAUCUUUUAUUUAUUUAAAUGGCUCGUUCUUAAACAGUACACAACAAAAGACAAUACCAUAGGCAUAGGUUAAAUACUGUAACAAAGAAAACGAUACCCAAACUAGGGCUAAUUGCAAUUUAAUAAUUUAAUUAUGUUAAUUAUAAUAAAUUACAAAAUCAAAAAGAAAUAUAAUUAAAGCUAUCGACUUACAGUAUAAUGAUUGGCUUGUACCGGUACAAUGUUGAAGAAGAUAAAAUGUUGUAAAAAAGGUACAAUGAGGAAAAGGAAUCUACACACAUAUUAAACAAACCUCUGUCUCGUAGCAAAAAUUCUAGCCAAAAUAACACAAAAAUAUCUCUUGUCUUAUCUGGCUCCUGUCGCCCAAGGGCUUUAUACAGCCUGUUUCAUAGAUACUUCUAUAAAAGAUUAUGCAUUCUAUUCCCGUCCUGAUGCUUCUAAAUAAUUCUACAGAAUUCUAAUAAUAAUCCAGACCAUAGAUUUUAGUUAGUUGAAACCGAGGUCAAGGGAGACUAUAUUUAAUUAGCCAUACCCUAAUAGCUCUGCCAAACUAGGGGUCAGCUUAAGUUCAUUCACCAGAAAAGAUGAAAGAAAAGUAAACAAGAAGCCUAUAACUAUAGUCUGUGUGUGGAUUUAUGGGUGUGGAUAGCCAGCCCAUGUAUCAGUAUCUGGAUGUACAUGAGCAGUUGUAAUGUUAAUGUGUUCAAGUUUUGGUGCAUUUCUCCAUGCUACAAUUUUCAAAAAAUUUUGAAACUUACCGCAAUUAUUACUGUUUUGUAUUAGAUGGUAUUUUGCAAGCCACACUAACCAAAGUAUGCUGUCAUGCGUGCUGUCAUUCAGUGCCUUCGGUGUUGUGUCGUAAGUUUGCAGAAUGUUUCCUGGCAAACCAUUAUUUGUAAAAUGAAAUGGUGCUAGCAGUCUGGCGGCCAUUGUAAUGUUUAUUUUAUAUUAUUACAAUCAAUUAGUCUGCAAGACAGCUGCAAAUAUUCAGAAUCGUAGACAUAAACAGUUAUGUUACCAAUUAUGGGCUGCUAUUAGGCUGGUAGCCUGGAUUUUUCUAACAAAAAGUAUACUAUAUUAAAUUUGGGAUCGGCGUUUGGAGUAGUGACAUAAUUUAAGUGUAGGCCUAAUAAUGGAUAAGUUAUUGUGCAGGAUGUUCUGAACACUGUAACUUUUGUACGCUGUAACAUUUUGGUCAGUGGGCCAGAUUUUUUUUUUUUUUCCAGAGGGCCAGACCCACUGCCCUAAGCAAUCCCACAUUAACAUUAUGCAUACAUUAGUGUGGCCUAAUUUGCCAGAGCUUCCAUAAAGUACCAUAGGCAUAGGUCAUUUUUAAUUUAAAUUAGACAGAAAGUUUACAAUAAAGUUAGGCAUAUAAACAUUUUUUAAAGAAAUUUAUGAUCUUGUUACAGUUAAGCUAUUAAAGAACAGUGAAAAUAAACUUUAUUUUAGAAAGGAAAUUCAACUGUUUUAAUUAUCUAAUCUAUAUUAAAGGAAAAGAAGUAUUCUUGUUGGUUUUCCUUGGCUGCUGAAAAUUAUCUGUGCAUUAAAUGAAACUAACUUUCACUGUUUAAAAUUCUCCUGUAGUGGCAGUAGUGAGUAUGAAGUUAAAGCAACUUGCUUUGUUUUCCAGAUGAUUGUCUUUGAUCCUAACAUUGUCAAGUUUUUAACUGCUAGUUCCCUGAUAGUUGGAUACUGCAAUUCUGCUUCUGCAACCAACUCACACCAGACAAAUGCUACAGCAUAGUCACAAAGUUUCAAUUUCAGAUGCUUAUUUCCCUGGAUAUCAACUGCUUCAAGCUAAAUAGCACCUUGAUUAAUUAUGGGAAAUAUACCAUUAGGAAUGACCAUUAUUAAAUCUAGAACAAAAAAUUAAAUAUCUUUUACAGUCCUGUAGAAUCUUUUAUAGUAUUUUCUGUGCAUUUUAAACAUGCCUGACUUGAUCAAGCUGUUAUUUUGUCACAUAAUUAGGCCUACUGAUUGUAUGAAAAUGCAACAUUAUCAUCAUCAAUGGUGGUACAGCCCAUGUAGUGCUCUGGCCUGCUUCAUCACAUCCAUUCAGGCUGGUCCAUGGCUCAUUGUCUCGAUCAUUAGAGCCUAAUCAGAUGUACUGGUAAAUCUGUCUCAACAUCUUCAAUCCAUCUGCCUCUUGUUUUCUGUCAGUGGCAAAUAGGGCACAUUUCUUAUGAAAGCUAUCUAUAGCAUUUCUGUUGAAACUCCAUGGAAGUCUUUUUUCUAACUUGUAGUCAAAUAUGAACUGGUUAAGAUAGCCAGCACUCUCCACCAAAUAAAGCAACAAUUACCAUAUAGUCCAGUCUUGAGAAAAUGAAAUACAUUCUCAAGAAGUUACCAAAAUUGCUCCAAAACUCUUCCUUUUCUUAGCCACCUUUCACAAGUCUGUAAGAAUUUAACAGCAUGCACCCCCCCCCCCCCCCAAUGAUUACCAAAUCUAAAUGAUCACUAAUUAAGUUGUUAUUGUCACUAAGGGAGUUCAUUGAUGGCUGAUUUCUUCUUCUUCUAUAUAUUAAGACCCCACGAUCAAUUUAUUGAUCAUUUUUGCUCCUAUGCAUGUAGAGAGGAUUUGCAAUGUUUCUGUGCCUGGUGCUGAUAAGGAUAUUUCAAUGAUUACAAGUGCUACUUUGUGAAGGAAUCAUGCAAUGGGCGUUGGAAGGCUUGAGGCAAUAGAUGCAAAUGUGUCUGGAAAUAUUUUCAUAAAAUUUUAUGAAAAACUCAAGAUUUUUAAUGUUUUCAAUAAUGGGUUUAUAUUUAGUUCAUCAGUCAAAAUCGACCAUGACCAUUUUAAUCAUCGUAUUUGUUUUAGUUCUGAAUUUGGCUGUGGGUGCUCAAAAGGCUGAUUCUGGCAUGAAAUGUUCUUCAGUAAGCGCAGGGGAUUGAUGAGACAUCUCCAGGUGCAGUGUUCAUGUUUUCAAUAUAAAUUUGAUAUAUGAUAAUUUCUCUUAAACUCAAACUUAAUUUUUUCUGUGUGCAGAAAUUGGAUAAAAGAAUGAUAAACUACAGAUAGCCACAUAUUACUGAACUAGAAAGGGGAAAAUAUGGCAUCAAAUAAGGAAUCAAGAAAAAUUGUCCUAAUGGUGAGUUCUUAUGGGUAUUUGGUUAGUCUUCAUUUUUAGGACUGACCAUUCAAAACAAGUUAUAAAUAUGGCAAAUACAGUUGUUAAAAUUAUCAAUUAACAGUAGAUCACACUUUAGGAAUUCAUAAGUUAAUGCAUUAAUAUUAGUAGCUGGUGGGAGAUAAGUUUCAAUGGAAUUCACACAAAAAACUACACAACAAUUUUCCUCUCACUCCCUGAAAUGCUUUAUUUUAUCUUCCAUUAGUCAUUCAAUAAGUCUGUCACCAUUAAGGCAUUACUUUAAAAAAAGUAGGAUAUGAAAUGUACUAAUUUACAACAAAGAGGUUACAUAAAGUAUGUCAUGAGAGGUGGGGGGUGUCUUAGAAAGUGUGACAGUUUUGAGGGGAUUGGGGUAAAGAUCUUGUGUGAGGGCACACAUUUUUUAUUUUUUAAUAUACCGGGUACAUAUAAAACCUGAAAUUGACAGUGAUAUUGAACUUUCUGUUGUAAUUGAUGCAUUCUGACAGAAGAUGUCACUUUUAUAAAUUUAAUAGUAAAUAAUAAAGUGUGUUUCAGAUUAAAUUUUAAUUAAGUUUUAAUAUUUAAGGGAUUUUUUUGGUUUGAAAGUGUGACAUAGUUUGGGGUCUGGGGUCCUUACAUUUGUGACAAGAGGGAGGGAGGGGAUAAAUAAUACUGUCAGAAAAUAAUGUGACAUACUUUAUGGUUGGCUCCUAAAUAAAGAAGCUAAAAAAUGUUUUGUUUGUAGAAGAAUGCUUAAAGCCUAUUUAUACAUUAAUUUGUAUUUAUGUUUAGCAAACAUUUAACAUAAUUCAAGAUUCUUUAUAUAUUCUAACCAUUAUGGUAAAUCAGCAUUUUUUUAAAACUGUAUAUUUCUCAGAAUAUACCUUCCUCCUAUGAUGCUGAACUUGUAAAGGACUAUAUAGAGGGUACUCUUGACAUUGAUGUUAUGGAAGUUAAUAUUUUUCCAUACAUCCCAGGGAGAGCUCUUGCUACACUCAAGGAUGAUCUAAAAGGUUGGAAUUGAAAAUCCAGAUUAAUUUAUUGUAAAAUUUAAAUUUAUUGAAGGAUUUUUCAAUUUAAAAAAAUUGUUUUGGUAUUUAGACUGGUGCCUCAAACCCAAUUUAUAAAAAAUUCCACAGGCCAACUUAAAAACUUUCUUAGUGUUAUUUGGGGUGCUGAUUCCAAAAAUUGCACCCCAAAUAACAGAUUUAUCAUAAGAGCUCUAGUUUUUAACACAUUGUUGGAUUUAUGAAAAAAUAUUUUUCUAUUUACUUUCUUUUUAUAAAAAAGUCAUUGGCAUAAAAUUGAUAAAUUAAGGGGACAAAAUCAACUUUGUUCUGCUAAUUAUGUGCAAAAUAUUUAAAUGUCAAAUCAAGAUAUUAUUAAACUACAUAAACAGCGGCAUAUAGAUUUUAUUUUCAACAUAAAAGAAAUCUGUACUGAGUUUGAAAAUAAGAAAAACAUUACAUAGGUUAUUUGGUGCCUUUUUUUGGAGAUCAAGAUAAGCUAUGUGCUCCGCAUAAUGUAUGCAAAGCUUGCAUGAAGCAAUUGCUCCUUUCGUCGAUUGCUUCCCUCCAGACUAGGGGAAAAGAAUGUACUUCAGCCUGAAAACAACAUUUCAUUUCAAUAAAGUUUUUUUUAAAUAAAUGGCAACAAAUAAUGUUUAAUUUCCAAUAUGUCAAUCCCCAGUAUAAAAAAAAAAGUCUUUGGAAAGAUAAUUUACUGUCUUAAAAAAAAACAUGUUUAUGUGAUUUGCCUAGACUUGAAAAUUACUUUUUCCCCCUGGUUUACAAAAUGGGUACACAGGUAUCCUUGAUUUUCAUGUCUUUGGAAUAGUGGAGUUCAAUAUGAACAUUUUGGCAAAACAAAAUUGGCCUUCAAGGGAAAUAUGGUGGUCAGAGGAAAAAUGUAAACAAUUAAAGCAUUAGAAACACAAGAUAGAUCAUUCUACUGCAAAUGAAUAUAUGAACUAGGCCUACGUGAAAAAAUAGUUUGUAAAUGCAAAAACAUUCAAUAGAGAUCAAAUAUGACUUUAUCACAGAGAAGCUGGAAUUUUGAUGGUCCACAGAUCAGAAAAUGCGUAAUUACCAACCUUUCAUAAAAUCUAUGAAUGAAAUUGAAUUUGAAUCAAUCUUCUCAGUUUUUAACUGUUCCCGAGUAAAAAAACUUAUUGCAAUCACUUAGAUUGGUGUUCAGAGAACCAUAAGUGAAGAGUAAAAUAAAAGAUUUCACCAUCACAAAUGCUUGCAAUGGCAGCCAGAUACCAAAGUAGAUGAAAUGCAUAUAUGAUGGAAAUUUUUUUGGAAUAUUAUUCGAGAUUGUCCUGGAAAAUGCUUCUUAUCUUUUGAAUUCUUGUGAAAGGAGAUUGAUUUGUGCAGAAUUUUAAUACAAAGUCUCCAGUAAAUCUGUUCUUUUGGUAUAAGAUAAGCACAUUUUAAUGUAGCAUACUUUUCUAUAAUUAAUAUAAUGCUUAAAUGUUCAAUAUCUCAAAAACUAGAACUGACAGGGCAAACUUGUGCUAUUUUUGGAAUCACCUGAUCAAAUAUACCUAGAGACAAGUCUAACAUUGGCCAGUGAUACAAUUCAUUAACUAUAAGAAUCUUGGUUCGAGAGACAAGAUUAUCUUAAUUGUGGUAUAUUUAGUUUUUAGAAUACCAGGUAUUUGCAGUAGUCUCUACUUAAGUAAUUUUUUAAAAUUUAAAUCGUACAUGGUACAAACUAUUUGGAAUAUUUGAAAAUAAUUUAAAAUGUGAUAUAAUGUAGAUUAACUGUAAAAAAAAUAAAAAAAAAGGGAAUAUCUGAGAAAUAAAUGUUUGAAAAAUUUAAGUACUUUAAACUGCAUAUGAAUGCUAAAAAAAAUGUUGAUGAAUGUGCACUAUUAGUAAAUAAGAUAAUGAUUAAAUUAUGAAACUGUAAACUUCCAUUAGCCUGAGUAUUCACUAUAUAUAUGAUUGCAUAUCAUUUCACUCUGAGGAUUAGAUAUGCAUAAUAUUUUUAUCUUAAUACCAGUACUUAAGUUUUAUUUUAAUCCCCAAACAUCAAAUUUAAAAAAAAAAAAAAUAUUUCUGAAAUAAGCAAUGUAUUUAUGUAUUUGAAAGCAAUAUUCUAAGGGAAAUCAAAAUGUUUGAUGAUUUUAAAAUAUUUUUUUAUGUGAGCUGCUCACAUUUUUAAACGCUUUUGAAUAAUUAAACAGUCAAAAGUGUAAACAAAUUGCAAUACUUAAAUUUUAUUUUAUUUUCAUUAUUUUAACAUAUAAUUUUUAUCUCCUCAGACUUUAGUGAUGCAGCCCAACUGGUUGCAGAUUCUCCAAUAGAAGGAAAUAAAGUCGCACUAUUGGAGACAUUCAGAAAACCUGCCAUUGUUGUCAAUGAACUGAACAUUGAUAUGCUGUCUGAGGAUUUCUUGAAGUUGUACUUGGAGAAUACAUUUGCUGAUGGAGAGGAGGUUAUACAGGGUUGUCAGACAUGGCCAGACCAUCACCUUGCUGCAGUGAAUUUUUCCUCUGAGCAUCAGACUGGUAAGUAAAUCACUGAGAAUAAAUCUCUUAGUUCUUUGUCCUGUAAAACACUUUUAUAACCAAUCUUGACAUGGUCAUUAAUCAAUAGUGGAUUUUUAGUUACAUCUUUUUUCCUAAAUUAUACAUUAUAUGUGAAUGAAUCUUGUAUAAAAAUAAAUCAACAUUUAAAACCUAUAAAACCAUUUCUUUAAAGAUUAAACGCCAAUACCGACAUUUCAAGCAAAGUUAUUAUAUUUACUAUCAAUAAACUGCCAAAGAAGGGUGGUGGCAAUGCGCAAACUUCCGUCUAAUAAAGUUGCCUGACAAAACAUGCAUUCAAGUAAAAACCGAAUUAGUACCAACUUCUAGGAAUUUUAUUAUAUUUUAUUUUAUUUUGCACAGCUAUUAAAUACAGCAUAACAGCCAUAUAUACACAUACCUAGAGAAUUAUUAUAUGGUACUGGUACAUAUCUUUUUAUUUCAAAGUAAUAUUGUUGACCACUUUGUGUACAGGAUAUUAUUAUAGGGCUCAGCAUUAAUAAUUUUAAUCAAGAAAAUAUAUGAGUGGUCCGGCACCACUAUCACAGCUUGAGAGCUUGUUUUUUUUUAAUAAACUCAAAACUUGUAUUAAAAUUCUAUUAAUUUUUUAUCAAAUUUCAAUAUUAUUAUUUUUUUCUCUUCAGUUGUUGAUGAGAUUUUGAAUGAAACAGAUCACACACCUUUACCAUCAGAAGAUUACCACAUCAAAAUCAGCCAUUUUUACUGCAACUUCCAUGAGUUCAUUGGCCAGCAGAAAAAUGAUUGCAGCACAUCAGUGAAAAGCAUUGUGAAGGCCUUUGAGCAUUCCCCUUGUGAAAAUAAUCAUCCUAUCCCAAUUAAACCUGUUGAUACUGAAGGUGAUAGCACCACUGAAGAGGAUGAAGAAGAUCACAUUGAAGAGGAUGAGGAUGAUAAAUUAGAAGAUGAAGAUGAUGAUGAUCAAACUGGAGGUGAAGGUGAUAGCAAUGACAUUGAAAAUGAUGACGGAGAAGGUAACGGUUCUGGUUAUAAGAAUGAGCAAAGUCAGGUAAUUAAAAUUUGUUCGAGAGGUAGAGGAUUCAGAGGUGGUAGUUGGAUGACACAUGGCUUGAAGAAUGUUACAUCUACACCAGAAGAUAAAUUAGAAGAUGACGAUGAUGACUAUCAAACUGGAAGUGAAGGUGAUAGCAAUGACUUUGAGAAUGAUGAUGGAGAAGAUACCAAUUCUGGUUAUAAGAAUGAGCAAAAUCGGGUAACUAAAACUUGUUUUAGAGGACUCAGAGGUGGUAGUUGGAUGACACGUGGCAAGAAGAAUAAUGUCACAUCGAGGCCAGAAGAUAUGAUUCACAAAGUGAGGAAUGCUGAUAGUGAGCAUUUACCAUUAUUACCUGUAAGAGGCAGAGGCAAUUUUAGAGGUAAUAUGUGGCGAGAUGGAUCUCAAAUGGACAAUAAUAAUAUGAGAGGAAGAUCAUCACAUGACAUGGGAAGAUCUUUGUUUUCAAGACAGCGCGGUUCAGGUAACUCAAGAGGCAGGCAAUCAAGAAAAGAUGGAAUUUUGCAUAUUAAGAACAGAGGUAGCUCAAACAAUUGGUCAAAAGAAAGGAAAAAUUCAUUUGAUGGCAAUGAGUUUAGUGGAAUGGGAAUGCAUAGAACUGAAGAGAAAAGAAGAGUGAGCCUCUCACUUUCCAGGGAAAGACUGGAGGAUGAUUAUGAGCAGCCAUCUUUCUUUGUUGGGGGCACUAAGCCUGAUCCAAAGAGUGGAUCUCAACCUUAUCUAGGACCUAACCAAAGAAAUACACCAUCAUGCUCAAGAGGUGGUCGAGGUGGCAGUUCUUAUGUCUGGCAAAAUGCAGGGCAGUCAAAGCAAGGCAAAUUCUUAAACAAAUUUAAUCGACAAGAAGAAAGACUGAAUGGUGAUAAUAAUGAAAGGGCUUUUAAUGAAGCAAGUCAUUAUGACAUUUCAAAACCUUUUGUUUCAGACAAUGCGUCUAAAUUUGGCCAGAGCCAGGAAGCAUCAGAAGAGAAAAAUAAAGAACUACUAAAACAGUUGGAGGAAGAAAAAGCCAAACAACAAGACGCAAAGACUAUAAGAGGCACAUUAGAAAUAACACUACUGCAAGCUGUAUUUUUGAAACCUUCUUUCAAUGAUUUUAAAGAUUGUAUGAUUCAUUUUGAUUCCAAUGAAAAAGUAUUGGUUUUAUAUGGAACAGACAGUGCAAUAAGAGAUUGCCAAAUGAAGCUUAUGCUGGAGAUGAAAAAAAUAAAAGAAGAAACUAUUGCUAUAUCGUCUGAUAUGAAGUCUAUACUAUCAAGAGAAAAGGGUAAAAAAUAUAUCAAAGACCUAAAUUCAUCAGGUCUGGAUGGGGCAAAGGUGGAAUUGGAUGAUCGCUCACUGUUGUUAGCAGCUAAAGAAGAAAACGUCUUGUCAGAGGCUGUCAAAAUGCUGAAGUGUAAAGUAGAUUUCAUAGAAUCGGUAAAGUCUGAAGUUGCUAUACCUAAUGAUAGACUCACCAAUUUAAAGUAUGGCAUUGAACAUAGCCUGCUGGUACAAGUCACAUUUGAUGAUAGUGGGAAGAUAAUUAAACUUUUAGGCAUUGAAGAUGAUGUUCUGAUGGCAAGACGAGAUGUGGAGAAAUUAUUUGAAGAAUACGGAGUCUAUGAAAAGUCCUUCAAUGUGGGAGAGCCAGAGGCCAGAUUUUUGCAUUUAUGCUGUGAAGACAGAAUCAAAUCCGUUUUAAAAUCAGUUGAUGUGACUGAAUUAACUUUAACUGAAACUAAAGUUUCCAUUAGAUAUAAAGGUAGCAAGAGUGAAACACACCAAGUUCACAGAAACUUACUAGAUCUAAAAAACAAUGUAUUAUCAAAAAAUUGGAACUUAUUUGAUGACUUCAAGAAACAUGAAAUUUUCUUGAUAGCCAAGAGUUUAAAAAAUGGACAAAUGAAGGAAAAAUUGGAAACAUAUAAAUAUAGGGAGAAAAUUCUUGUUAUCCCCAAAUUUCCUGAUUUAAGUGCUCAACUUCGUUCAUCAUCAAUGAAUAAAAAAUCCCCAGAUAAGACAAAAAGGCCAAAAUCAAGUGCCAGAGAUUCCAGACCAGUUCCUCAGAUACAAUCACAGAGACCACCUUCAGCAAAUAAACUGGUCUAUGAUAUUUCAAAUACAUGUCAGUUAGUAAUCAAGCCAUAUGGAGAUAUCAUCAAAGAAAAAUCUGACAUUUUGGUUUCCAUCUUAGGACCAGAGAUGGACAUGAGAAAAACCAGAGUAGGUGGUACAUUUAAUAAAACCUGUCCGUCUCAUUGGAAGGAACUUCAAUUGGUAAAAGACAGUAAUCCUGGUGCCCCUGUGCUUACUGUAAAGAACCCUAAAGGCCUAAAUUGCCUGGCUGUUUGUCAUGUCAUUUUAGCUAUCUGGAAUCCAAGCUCUUCUCAGCAGCUGCUCAAUGUUGCCAUUCAAACUGUUUUAAAUGAAGCUAAAAAUCUUGGAGCUAAAACUAUUUCAUUUCCUGCUUUGGGAUGUGGCAGAGCAUUUCAGUUUCCUCCAUUGAAUGUAGCUCAGCAAGUUGUCACCAGUAUUCGUGCCAUGAAUGUUGGAAGCUUUUUAAAUAAAGUUACUCUUUUGGCGCCAGACAAUGAAUUGUUUAAAGAAUUUAAAUCAGAAGUUCCAAAACAUUUUAAUGCAGCAUUGCCUAAAUAUAAGGCAGCUCCAACACAACCUGCACCACCUGCUCAGCUUGUAGCCAGUGAUGAUUCUGAAGAUGAAAGUGAUGACAACGAAAGUUCAGAUGAUGCUUUUGAAGUGAGUAAUUUAAAUGACACAAAAAAUGCAAGUAAUCCUCAAUUGACUAUAAUAACUCUUCAUGGAAAUAAAACUUUUGAGGCUAUGAAAAAAAUAAUAUCACAGGAUAUAAGAGAACAGUGUCUACAUAGUGAUUACUUUAACCAAAAAAUCAUGAAGCAUUGGCCUAGAGAAUCGAGGCAAAAAAUUCUAAAAGAAGCAAUGAAGUUGUCAGUGUGGGCUGAACGAUCAAUUCACCCUAAAACCAAGCAUGUUGGUUUUCAGUUAAUAGGAGAAAAGCCAGCUCUUGCUCAGAUUAAAGCAUUUAUUCAUCAGGAAUUUCUUGAAGAAUCUAGCCAUUUACCAAAGAGAAGUUUAACUUCGGAUAAAGUACCUAAAAGAGGAACUGUUGAUUUCAUGAGGUAUGCUGCAGACAGUGAUGAGCUUUUCCCCUCAUACUGGAGUCUUAAUAAAUCUAAAAAGUUUUGGAGUAAUUUAAAAAAUAGGAUUUAUGGAAAGGAGAAAAAACUUUUAGUUGAAGUUGAUAAAGAAACAAAGGAUGCAGUUACAAAGCUUGUUACUCAAACAUUGGAUAUAGGUCUUGUUGGGCAGGGUAAUGAUGCAGCUGGAAUAAAUUAUUCCAGUCUUAAAGUUCUUGAUGUUAAAAGAGUUGAAAACGCUGAAAUGUUUGAACGGUAUCGAGUUCAAAGAAAAAGGCUAUUUGAUAAAAUGGUUAGGAAAGGAAAAAUCUGCCCAGAUAUUGGAAAACUUAAAGGCUCAAAAGGACGAGUGUGUACAACAGAGCUACUAAGUGAUUCAAUGAAAAAAGAACUUUACUAUGAAGUGAACGAGCAUUAUUUGUUCCAUGGUACAAAAUCUGAUACAAUAGAAGCCCUUAUUCACAAUGGCCUUGACCCAAGACUUUCUAAUGAAGCUACUAUGUUUGGAAAAGGAAUUUAUGCAGCUGAGAGAGCUACUAAGUCGGAUCAAUACACUGGUAAUAUUUUUUUCUAUUAAGAACUUAAAAAUUUUAUUUUUUAUAAAAUCUAUAAAAUUGGCAUUAACCACCCCACCUGAGGAACUCCCAAUUUUUAAGAACAAUUUUAAUUAUUUUUUUCCUAAACUGGACUUUUAAUCAAAAUUUUAUUAAUAACAAUCCCUGUUGAUUUGAUGGAUUGUUAAGUAGUUCAUAGCUCAAAAUUAUUACUCUAAAUGUAUUAGAGUUUCCAUGUGUAUUAACUUGAUAUGUUUUUAUUAAUUGAUCUACUCAAUAGAACUUGGAAUAGUAAUUUUAAUAUUUAAAAAUGUAACGUCAUGUGAUACAUUGUUUAGCUUCAGUAUUCAUCCAUUUUCUGACCUUUCCUUAGUGAAUAAUAAUUCACUUUAAUACGGUACCAUAUUUUUUAACUAUUUGGGAAUCAAAUAAAUUCAAUCAAUAUGCAUUUCAGGCUGUAUAUUAUGUUCCACUCAAAAAAGAUUAAUAAACUAUAAUAUAUUAUAUUAAUAUUAUUCUUUCACUUGUAGACUCGAAACAACAAAGAACACCCAAUGGUACAAAGCUGACUCUUAUAUUGACAAGGAUGCUUCUCGGAAAUGUGUUUCUUUGUGAUGACAAACAUAAAUCUGUACAAAGCAAAGGUAAAAGCAGUGAAUAGAGUAAUAUAAGAGUAGUGUAGACUUCAUAAUUACCUUUGUAUUUUAUUCAAGGAAAGACUAAAAUUGGAUUAUUGUUUUAAAAACAUUUCAACUUUUUGUAGAUUGUGCAAAUUAAUAGUAAUAGAAAUAAAAAAUGUAGGUCUAUUUAUUUAGGAAAAUGUUUCAUUGUUUGGAAAUUAAAUCCAAAUCAUCGCUCCCAAGACUUAAUAUGAAAUAAUAAAAACAUUACUGGCCCAUUUAUUUUUAAUGAAUGCACUUACAAAUAAACAAAUUUUACAGAUAUUAUUUUGCAAUGCUGGUUUAGAUACUGUAUUGUUAUUUUUAAAAUCUUAUCCACUUUAGGAAAUAAGCAGAUAGAGCCAAGGUUUGAUUGGAGUCUCCCAUUAUUACAAAUUAAAUAUUUAUGAUUUAAAAAUCCAAAUUGUUUUAAAAUAUUUUUAUUCUCAUUUCACAGGAAGCAAGAAAUUAACUCGCCCUCCUUGUAUGUUGUGUUCAGAAGAUGUAUGCAAAUGUAGAGACUUAACUUUGUUUGAUUCUAUAAUGGGAGAUGGAAAGUGGCUCUUUAGAGAGUUUGUUGUCUAUGAGAGUUCUCAAUGCUAUCCUGAAUUUGUGAUAACUUAUACCAGAGUCUGAUGAAGGCUACUUGUGCUACAGAAAGUCUUAUCUGUCUCAAGCUUAUUAAUUUACUUUUCUUUAAUAUUUUUAAUGAUUCAUAUUCUAAUUUGUCAGUGUCCUUAAUGAUAAUGAGACAAUAUGAACAUGCUUAUUACAGAUUAAAUGGUUAUUAUUGGACUUAUCAACUAAAAUAUCAGUGGCUUUUAUUUUUUAUCAUGCAAGCUGUUAACUUACUAUUUUAAAAUAAAUGCAACUUAAAUUGUAUAAUUAUUAUUCAUGGAGACUUUUGUUUGUUAAUUUUUAGAAAUUAUAGUGGUAGCUUUUGAAAACAAACAUGAAAUGUAAUUUAAAAUGCAAAUAUUUUUUGCAAUUCAUUUUUAGAAGGCAAUAUAUUUGAGGAGAAAAGAAUGUGUUGUCAACAUGACUACAUGUAAUAAAAUAAAAUGAGUAAAACAGAGUAGGGUUAAACCUGAAAAAAUAAACGCCACAAAACAGCGAAAGUGUCGGCAGAAAGCCUUCGUCAGCGAGCAAAACAACAGAAAAAACGGUAUAAAAUAAGAAAUAGCACUUAGCUGGUAAGUAGUAUCUUAGGGCAGCAAAAGAAGUGUGGGUUCUAUUGCUGCCCACAAUAGAGCUGACGUGUUGUAUGACCUCUUAGCUCAUAUAGAGCUGAUGUGUUGUAUGACCUCCUAGCCCCUGCAGAGCUGCUGUGUUCUAUGAACUCCUAGCCACUGAACAGCUGAUGUGUUGUAUGACCUCCUAGCCACUGAACAGCCGAUGUGUUGUAUGACUUCCUUGCAAUUGAACAGCCGAUGUGUUGUAUGACAUCCUUGCCCUUGCAGAGCUGAUGUGUUGUAUUAAGACCUCUUAGCCCAUGUAGACCUGAUAGGCUGUAUGACCUCCUAGCCACUGCAGAGCUGAUGUGUUAUAUGACUCCUGGCCCAUGCAGAGCUCAUGUGUUGUAUGACCUCCUAAUCCGUGCAGAACUGAUGUGUGGUAUUAAGACCUCUUAGCCCAUGUAGAGCUGAUGUGUUGUAUGACCUCCUAGCCCUUCAGAGCUGAUGUGUUGUAUUAAGACCUCUUAGCUCAUGUAAAGCUGAUGUGUUGUAUGACCUCCUAGCCUCUGCAGAGCUGAUGUGUUGUAUGACCUCCUAGCCUCUGCAGAGCUGAUGUGUUGUAUGACCUCCUAGCCUCUGCAGAGCUGAUGUGUUGUAUGACCUCCUAGCCCCUUCAGAGCUGAUGUGUUGUAUGACCUCAUAGCCUCUGCAGAGCUGAUGUGUUGUAUGACCUCCUAGCCCCUUCAGAGCUGAUGUGUUGUAUUAAGACCUCUUAGCCCAUGUAGAGCUGAUAUGCUGUAUGACCUCCUAGCCCUUGCAGAGAUGCUGUGUUCUAUGACAUCCUAGCCACUGAACAGCUGCUGUGUUGUUUCAUUCAAAUAACAAUAAGCGGUGAAAAGUUUCAGGUUUAUUUAUUUCCUGGCUUCGUUUGGAUGACAGUCGAAAAUACAUAAGAAAUAAUCGCUGCUGUGGAGGAUAAAAUAGACGGUCCAAAUAUCCUAAACAUUCAAUUACAAAAAUACAGGAACAGAACUCUGAGAGAUAAUAUAAUAAUUCCAUUAAAAAAAAAUAUAGAUUCACUCCUAUCUCAAAAUAUAACAUCUUUCUAGGGGGGGGGGGGGGNNNNGGGGGGGGGGCAAAAUAUUUUUAGUAAUGUUUUAAUGUAGUUUGAAUUUACUGUAGCGUAUUUGUAUGGUGAGCGAACGGACAGGACAUCAGCUUAGUAACUUUCUCUUUAUUUUCUCUUUACUUUAAUACAUUUUUUGUAUAUUUUUGUCUAAAUUUUUUAUCCAAUCAAUCCAGGGGGGGGGGGCAAGUGCCCCCCUCCUGCAGGCGCCCAUGUAUAACAUGGACUGUCACUCACAAAAAAUGUACAACAUGUCUUUUUUUCAACACUCAGCCGCGGUCAUGCGUGACUAGGUUAAAUUCGUGAGUAAAGGGGGAAUAGACAAAGGAGGAAAAACUGUAUUCACUCACAUAGAUUUAUGAACAUCACGUUGUGGUCAUAGUCGUAGUCAAAGAAAGACCUAGGGAUAGACAUUCAUUCAAGUGUUAGAAUUAUUAAAAAAUCCAUAAUUGGAUUUUUUGCACUAUUUUCAUAUUCAAUAAUACAUAUUUUCUUUAUAAUUAUUAUUGUUGCUGAGGAAUUUUUUGUUGUUGAUGAUUUGUUAGUGUCCUGUUUAUUCUUCCUUUUUAUCGCCAACGCCUGGACUAGUGAACCGAUUGUAGGAAAAAGUCAAGGAAAAAAAAAAGUCAAAGAAAAAUAACAAAAUAUGUUUUACAUAAGCUCUUGCGUGCCAGUGUUAAUGAACUUAUAUUGUUACAAUGGAAUGUGGUCGGACCGAAAUUUCAUACAAAUUCAUUUGUUCUCCAAUAUUGUCAUAAUUUAUAUAUGAUAUCUUAUGGCCGAUUUUUUGCGCUUGCUAAAAAUAGGAAGAAAAAGUUGUAAUUGUUUUUAAUUUUUGGAGCACAACCGUGUCGCCUCGGAAAACCAUUUCAAUAAAUGUGAGUUUUGUAAAAGUAAACAGUAAACACAUAUUUUUGCCAUGGAAAUUAUUGACAGUAAUAAGCGUGUUUCAACAUUGUGCUUCAAUGGAUUUGUGUAUACCAAGCAUGCAGCUAACAAAUCCAAAAUAUAGUGGAAAUGUGUGCAAUGAUUAAAUGGUCAUUGUCGGGGCAGUUUGACGAUAAACCUUGAGGAAGAAAAUCCAGAGGUAGGCAAACCCCACAUCCAUGAUUCAAAUGAGACUCACGUUCAUCUCGCCAUAGGGCGCAAUGUAAUGAAUGACCGUGCAGCAAACACACCAGAAAAACCAGCUCAGAUCCAUGUAAAGAAAUGCCUUGCAGCAAACACUCAAAACCAGCUCAGAUUCAUACAGAUCCUGCACUUAUACCGUCUGCUGACACCUGAAAACGUACUCUACGCAAACCACAUGUACCACGUCUAAGUCAUGAUCUUGGUGAACUGCCCAUCGAGUUCACUCAGGCAUUAGAACCAAAUCCUGAACAGUUUCUUCUAUAUGAUAACGGGCCAAACUGCAACAAGAGAAUUUUAGUUUUUGGUGCCGGUCAAAUCGUGAAAAUGUUUUCAGAUUCCAAAACAGUGUUCAUGGAUGGCAGCUUUGCUGUGGCUCCAAAUAUUUUCGAACAACAUUACGUCAUCUGUGCAAACUUUGAGGAGAUAAGUGUUACUUCUAUGUAUGCUCUUCUUCCAAACAAGACCAAUGCAACCUAUGACGAAUUGUUUCAAUCAAUAAUUGACAAAUGUGUUAGCUUGAACUAUCAUCGAGAAGACUUUCGUGGCUUACUUUGAAAAAAUCCCCUUACGUGCAAUUCUAUCUGAGUUUGGUCUCGACAUCAUUAGCAUAGGGUUAUUUUUUAUCAUCCUACGCAAUCCGCCUGGCGUAAAAUCUACGAGUUGGACCUUACAGAAAAUUGUAAAGACAAUGCGGAAUUUUGCUUAUCUUGUGGUAUGAUUGACGCAUUUGCCUUUUUUCCCUUUGAAAAAGUUGAUGAAGGUAUGCGGUUCCUUAGACCUGUCAUUCUAACUAAUUCACCGAAGAAUCCCAGGAACUACUAUUGUUUUUCGAUCGCACGUCCUAAGUGGCUCCUUUGUUCUUCUUCUAUAGGCCUACUAGAAAAUUUCACCCAAUGUUAUCGAGAUAAUAAUGGCAGACCUUUUACGAUAAUUUCUAUCUGCUAUUUCAAAAACGUAGAUCUAUCACAAUUCCUUAUUUUUAAAAAUAAGCAUAUAAGUAGUGAUGUUUAUGUUUCUAACAUCAUUAAAAGUCUUCCGAAGAUUUUUUUCUGCUACGUAUACGCCUACCCAAACUUUUUUCGAGCCACUUAACUACAAUUUUUUUUGCUCUUAACAUGUACUUAAAUUACCAAAUCUAAAUGAUCACUAAUUAAAUCACUAUUGUCACCAAAGGCUGAUCUCUAUGCUAGAGAAAUACUUUAGAUGUCAUAUGUUUUCUAAUUGUUAAAUGUUGGGCCUACCUUACCACUUUUUGUGCCCCUAAACAGAUAAUCAUUUUAUCUGAAUUAUCUAAAGAAGGAUAUCUUAAUCGUUUUUUUUUUUUCAUGUCUGUAACAGCGUUGAGUGUCUUUUUUGCAGAAAUGUUAUUAAUCUCAUAACAAUAUAUACCCAAUAGGCCUACUUUUCGCAAAUAAAAAAAAAAGAAAGAAAAUCUUAACUAUCUCUAUUUUUCAAACUGAAUUUUUCAUGUGUGUAAAAUUAUUGGGCUUCGAUAUUCAUGGGCACACUUAUGUAAAUGUACCUACGUUUUGUUAGCGUCAUUGAUUUUCUUAAUUGUUAAAAAUAUGUUAAUUUGUAAAAUAAAAAAAAAAAAAAAAAAAAAAAAAAAAAAGAAUGUAACAUUACAUUUUCACAACUGUAAUAUCAUUGGAUUUAAAGAUAUUGUCAACCACGUAAACCUGUACACAACCUAUGUCCUACCCCAAAAUAUAUGUAGGCUACAAAAGAAGGUUAAUUAUUUAUCAAAAUCAUUCCUUUAUUCUGAGGCGUAUCUUGUGCUGCCUGUGGCAACAUGAAAGUAACGGCCCCUCCCUUUCUCCUGAGUUUAAUGGAAAUUAAUUACCCUCCCCCCCUCCCCCACGGGAUUGUAGCCCCUACGUACGCAAACACUCAUUUUUUGCACUUCAUAUGGUUUGUUCUUAUUUGGAUAAGUGAUAAGCGCAUUAGUGAAUGCUAUUUUGCCAUAGAGUUUCGCUUCACUGAUUGACUUAUAGGGCAUUUUUUAAAUUAAAAGUAUUUUUAAACGUUAAGUUUUCAUUGGAUAACGAUUGUUUAUAUUGGAAUUGUGUAACCCAUGCAUGGUCAAGGGCAGGGUCGGCGCUAGACAUCUUUAGGCUGUUUAAAAAUAGGCAAUAUUAGCCUUCUGGAAAAUUAUGGGAAGAGUUCAGAAUAUAUUUAAAAAACAAAACAAAUUUUGCCGCCUUCGGUGGUUUGGGUGCCUUGGCGCCUGUGUGAUGAUCACGCAUCGCACCAGCUUUGAGGUCAAAGGAAACUAAAUUUUCAAUAGCACCCUUUCUGUCGCUAUCACGGUAACGUGAAGAGUGAUACAAACUAACCUAAUGUAUGCGCUAAAAUGCAUCCCAUCAUUUUGAACGUGUCAACGUUUUCUAGUUAGGGGCGUAUUACCACCCCUCUGCCAGACAUUAUCACCAGUUUCGUUCGGCGCCCUCUAUCUUUUAUUCCACUCCUAUUAAAGUCACAGUACCGGUACAUUUUAAUCUAAAAGAGCGUUGGCUGUAAGUAAUUACAAUGAUUAUUUUUAAACGGACAAAAUUAUUAUUUUCCUUUAGUUUGGUAUACGUAGUUGUACUAUAUUAUAGAUACACGGAAAGAAACUAAGUUGGGGCUAAAAGCAAACCUCAGGGAGAUCCAUUUCCAGAAUGAAUUUACUGUGUAUGUAUGGUGGGGCAACAAAGUCAGAGAUGGCCAUGGGCUACCCCGCGGAUAAAAUUGCAUGCAAGAAACUGUUCAAAACGCGUGGGCCAACCAGGGCCAUAAUGUCAUGUCAUAAUGUUUUUCAUAACAUUACUUGCAUUGUAGGCUAUAGACAAAGCCGUGCCGAGGAAAAGUGGCACCCUGGGAGGACUAGGAAAACGCUUUUGGCGCCCCUGUCAUUGUGAAGAGCGUUUGAUUUUAGGGUUUAAUUCACCUGAUGGUGGCGCCAGGGGGUGAUUGGCUCUUUCGCAACCCCCCUGAGUAGGUCUAUAUGGAUAGAGGGAUAGGGGGCCCUCAGUGCAUCACUUUGCCCAGACCCACGCUGCUGUAAAGACGGCCCUAGGGUGGGGAGGGCUGAGGUUACACCGUCAGUUAAUAACAUACCCUUUUACGCAGCUGGGCUUAGAGGAUGUUUUAGGUGUCUUUUUUUUUGUCCUUCCUACAUUUACCAUAUGAAUAUUGCUUUUGGUCUGAGUCUGGGGAAAAGGGAAAAAAUCUGGUCAUACAUUCAAACCAUAAACUUUUAUGGAUGGAGUAAUUUGUAAAACUUUUUUUAAAUUAAAAGUCCCUUGCAAACCAACGAAAAGACAAGAAAAGCUAAUAAAGGAAUCAAAUACAUACUUGUUAUAUUAGCCAUUAAAGUGGUUUAAUUUAGUUCCAUCAGGUAAAUAGGCAGAGGAAGUUUUUCAUUUAAUGCGCUUAGCCUAAUUAUUCUAUAACUAUUAGUAUAUUAGGCUAAUAAGGCUAAUAGUAAUAGUAAUACUAAUACUAAGGAAUGACUAAUACUAAUACUAAUACAAUAAAAUUAAAGACAGAGUUAAAGUAUUGUAGUGUAGCAUUGUAGUCUUGACUUAUGCUUUUGCUUUCUAAAAAAGGUUUGCAGGGUCCACACAACGACUCUACAUACACCAUAACUAUCAUAGUCAUAGUCAUAGCCAUAUAAAACCUCGAUCCAUUCCUGACAAUAGUGACUUUAUGAGUGAUUGUUUGAUUUUGUAAUAGUAAUAGGCGGAAGAACACACUGGUAAAUUCAAACAGAUUGAUCAUUGGGCUUGGGGAACAAAAAAACUCGUGACUUGUACUUGUAUAUCUUACAGUAUGAGCGUAACAGUCCUUACAUUUACUAAGUUUUGUACUUACUUACUUUGAGAAUUUGCUCUGAUUGAGGGGCUCUUAAGUUAAGUAUGACUAGGCCUGUCUUGAAUAAUAAUAAAGUGAAGGCUAUGAUCAAAUGGUAUCCUCCCAAAUUUUACUUAGAAACUUGGUUUCGUUUAACCAAUUUCAACCAGUCCACUGAUAAAUUAUUUACUUUUUAUUCCUUUUCAUAAAACUUAAAUUUUGGUGGGAGCCGAAAAGUAAAAGGCACUACUCCUGGCGGGGAUUAUUAAAGUUAAAGAGACAAUUAUAAAGACAAAGAGUUCAAAGACAUUAAAAUCUCACAAAAAUAAUUUAUUUACGCUCGAUGACAGUCUAUUUUUUAUCCUCAUAUAAUUAUAAUCAUAUCAUUUCUCUUUAUCAUUGCUAUAGAGUAGAGGCCCUAAUUAUUUUUGGUUCUUCCAAAGCUACAGUUUUCAUUUUAUUUUGUUAGCUACAAAACAAAAAAACCCAACAUUUUAUUGAUAAAAUUGAAGUCUAAUUCACUAAGUUAACCUUCGUUCUUCUCUAAGUAGGCCUAGUGAAUGUCAAGCUAGUUUUUCCUCUAGGGAAGCGUUAUACGCAGUCGGCUGCGUAUAACCCUGAGGGUUAUUCACAGCCGACUGCGUAUAACUCUCAGGGUUAUACGCAGUCGGCUGUGAAUUUAGCCAAAUAAGGUUUAUUACCGCUAGUUUGGCAAUUAAAAAAAAAGUAUUAUGCGUAAUGAGCUGCAUGAUGGGUUGUUUUGUACUAGAACUUUUCAUGUGUUUAACAUAAAAUUUUAAUUGAAUUAAUUUUAAUUAAUAUUGAAAUUGAUGAUAGCAAUAGUGUUAGUAUUAGUGCUAUAAUUAGUAUUAUUGCUUGUAUCUUAUAUAUUAUAAUUAUAAGUCAAAUUCUACAUUUCUUAGAGUCUAAGCCUAAGUCAUAGAUUUUUUUAAAGGCAUUUCCAUGGUCUAAGUCUAGUCAUGUAUUUUGAUUGAUUAGGUUUUUAAAUGUUGCUAUGACCAUGUGGUUAGUUUUACUGACUAAUUCAGGAAAUACAUUCUAUUUAUCUUUUUUUUAAUUUCAUCAUUUAUGAUUUUUUUUUUUUUUUGAUGACCUAAAUGUAACAGUUUUCAGCUUCCAUGCAAAACUAUAACUGUGUGAAAGUAUUACUUACACUGCCCCCUCUACAGAACCCCUGCCCCUACAGCCUACAGCGAUUUUUUUCUGCUACUCUCAACCCAUGAUUAUUUUUAUUACUGUACCAGUGAAACAUGAUUUUAUCUGCCACAAAAUUAGUUAACAACACAAAAAUAUAUUUGAUAAUUAUAAGUAUAACAGUAUUAACAUUACAUUGGUCAAGUUAAUAAUUCUUCUCAUGUUUUAACAUUUUUUAGCCAAAAAAAAAGUAAAACAAUAAGCCUAGUUGUUGCUUCAUUCUCGAGAAAAAGCAUAGAAACUAACGCGUAUUCAUGGCUUGCCGUUGGCUGGAAUUGAACUCAAGACCACCAGCUUGAGGUUUGGUCAGUUUAGACCAUUUCGACCACACAGUCACCCCAAUAUCAAUGCACCCUUAUUGAUUGAUACUGUAACACAGGAAGAAUAUAGACGUCACGUGACUUGCCGACUGCGUAUAACUCUCAGGGUUAUACGCAGUCGGCUGCGCAUAACCACUUUGUUUCCUCUAACUGAUAUGUCAGCUAUUGUCUAGAAUUCAAAUGUUCCAUCCAGAAUUUAAUUAAAUGCAUCAUCCCCAUUAAAUACAAAGUACUAAAAAUAUUGAAAUAACAGAAAAUGAAAAUAGUUAUUACAUUUUUAAAAAUUAGAACAUGUGAUUUGUAGUCGUAGUAUAAAAAAAUAGUAUCAUUGGUUAAUUAGAAAAAAAGGCACAAUGCAUUUGAAGUAGAAAAAUAGUAGGCCUAUAUUAUUUUAGCAUGCACAAUUUCUCAAACUUUAGCUACCAACCCUUAGUCUGCUAAUAUGCUUUGUGUUUAUUUUUUAUGGCAUAUACUAUUAAUAAGACUCUAUAAUAUAUUUAAACAAUGAUACAAGACACUCAUAUAAAUCUUCAUUUAAUGAAUCAUUUUAUUUGGGUCUAUUUUAUGUUAGUAAGAUUAAAAAGUUCCAUCUAUUCAUUUUACUGAAUGAGUCCAGCUGCUGUUGAUCACAUUUACUCCUGAUUUUUAUAGUAGAUUUUGGUUAAUAUGUAAGUUAAUGUAACUGAUUUUAUUUAAAAACUACAUUCUAAUGUUUAUUUAGGAAUCCGUAAAUUAGACUUUUGUUAUUUUUAACAAGAAUCUAUGUAUAGAUAUUUGCGUUACUUGGGUCAUUGGGUUUUGAGAAUAUUUUCUUCUAUAUAUAUAUUAUUAUAAUAUAGACCAAUUAAACCAUUUUUCCCCUUGAACUGCAAAGAAAACAUAUUUUCUAAAAAAUUGUAAAAACAUGUCCUUAACUUUAAAAAAAUAAUUGUACCAUCUUAAAAAUCUGCAGCAUGAGUGGUUUUUGAUAAUUUGUUAUCUUCAUUAAAAUUUAUACAACCCCUGCCUGGCUCCUGAAUUAUAUUAUUGGCUAUUGGAUAAUUAUUAAAAGCAGUUAAGUGAGAUUUAAUUUUCUAUGUGGCAUUAUAAUUACUAUUCACUUGUAAAUGACAUCUUCUGUUAGAAUGCAUCUACCACAACAGAAAGUCAAACAUAGUUGUCAAUUUCAGGUCUUAUAAUAAUGAUAAAAAUAGUGUGACAUCACAUCUGACAUUUUAAACAACACCCUCCCCACUUUUUCACAAACUAUCAAACAUACUUAGACCCCCCCUUUCCCGCUUCGGAGCAUGACCUACUUUAUGGAGGGCCCAUAAAGUUUUUUCCAUUUGCUCAUUUGUUUCCUUUUUAUUGUGGGAAAAGUUUCAAUAGCAAGCUUUUUGCACCAGCAAAUAAUAUUUUUAUAUUAUGUUUCGGCAAAUUUCAACAAUUUCUUUUUUAUUGCCCUGUUCAGUUUCAAGCACAAAUAUUUAUAUUUAAUUUACAAAAUAACAACUAAUAUAGUAGGAGAUGUUAAUUGUACAAAAAAUUACAUUUUCGAUAUCCAUUUUGAGUUACAAGUAAAUACUUCUCAAAUGUUUUGGGUCCUGAGACCUUCUAUUGUGUUUGACAUAACAUAUGGACAACUUCUUAAACACAUUAAAAGUACGACAUAACUGCAUUAUCAUUUCCCUGUGAAUCUUUGUGUAGUAUUUAUUUUUAUCAUGAUCAGGAAAUCUUUUAAUAAUUAUAUUUUAAAAAUUGCAGCAGAAUUUUCAGGACGUGGCAACAAAGAUUCUGCUAUCAUCCUUCAAUGUUUAUAAAAGCAAGAUGAAGCUAUUCCUCAUGUUCCAAUUCUCUACGUGUAUUAAUAACAUUUACAAUAAUAUUGGAUAAAUAUUGCUAAAUGAAGUUGUUGAAAAAGAAGGCUUUUGAUGGCAUCAUUUUGGAGACAAAGGCUUUCAGACGAAGAUGAGUUAGAUGAUGAUGUUGAAGGCACUUUACACACUCAAAAUAUUGUGAGUUUCGAAACAGCAAAAGAACAAAAUGGACAACAUAUAUCUGAACGGGUGAUGUGCCAUAAAAGGGUUUCUGGAGAAGGAGUGAGGGCCACUGGGCGAUUUGAUUUGGAGAAAAAACUAUUUCAGCUGGAAGAAGAGCUGGAACAUUUGAAAGAAGAAAAUAAAAUAUUGAAAAUUGAAUUAAAUCGAUUUCGAAUGUGUAAAACUAAUAUACAGCCUCUGAGAGAAGCUGAUCAAUCUUACCCUGGUCAUUCGCUCGGUCAUCUGAUUGAUUCCGAAAAAAAUCAUGCUUAUUUUCAACAAAAGGUAGAAGAGAGAUUUAUGGAAUUGGAGAGACGAAUAGACAAGCUUGAGAAAACAGAAUCAAAACAUCAACCUCAGUUAGGAAAAAAAAAGGAUGAAAUACUUAUGAAAUCUGACAAAGCAGGAGGGUUUAUUGAACAAAAAAGAAUUACAUAUCAUGAUAAUUUUUUUGAUGGAAUAGGCUCUUUUCAUGGCAAUCAAAAUCAAUCAAGAAAAGAGAGACACCAAAAUUGCAAAGCAUCCGAAAUUAAAGAUACAGAUCAUUAUAAUGCAAAGCCUGUUUUGUCUAGCAAUCAGGGCAGUAUUGACAAUAUUCAAGGUAGCGUAAAUAAGAAUGAUAAAAAACAAUUUUUUAAAUAUGAAGGAUCUUUUAAAUGCGAUUGCCCAGUAGCCUCUUUCUUUCAUUUUUGCCUAAAGGACACAAUAGAAGAAUUGCUCAAAUCAGUUGAAGUGACUGAUUUUUUAUCAAAUGAAACUAAAGUCUUGAUACGAUUUCAUGGUAGUAAAUACGCAACGCACAGAGUUCUUAGAAACUUACAAGAUUUAAAAUAUGAUGUGAUUUCCGAGACUUGGAAUUUAUUGGAUGAUUUCAACAGACAUGAAAUUUUAUUGAUUAAAAACAGUUUUAAAAGUGGGCAAAUGAAAGAGAAAAUAGAUAGUUACAAAUACAAGGACAAGUGUCUGGUUAUUGCAGAGUUCCCCAAGUUUGUUUUUGCCUCAGAGUUUAAUAAAAAAUUUAAUCAGACUUUUCAACUUGCUCAAAUCAAUAUUGAUUCAGUACAAGCGAAGUUAAUGAAAACGCAAAGCCCGUGGUCUUUACCCGCAGACAAAUUGGGUUUUGCUGGUUUGAGUACACACCAUGUAAUAAAGGGUGACUCUGAAAGUGAAAGUGAUGACAGUGAUGAGUUGCUGGAUUCAAAAAAUCUGGUUGAUGUGAAAGCUACAAACAAUGCUGUAAUCAGUGUCACAACCCUAAAUGGAGUUAAUAGUCUAGAAUCUGCUAAGAAUAAGAUAGUCAAAGAGAUACGUGAAACUUGUCUUCAUGUUGAUUUUUUUAACCAACAUGCCAUGAAUCACUGGCCUGGAGAAUCUAGGAAAAAAAUUCUUAAAGAAGCAAUGAGGUUAUCAGUCUGGGCUGAACGAUCCUUUAACCCCAAAACCAAACAUGUGGGAUUCAAGUUGACAGGAGAAAAGCCUGCUGUUACUCAGAUUAAAGCAUUUAUUAAACAAGAAUUUCUUCAAGAAUCAAAAUCUUUUGUUUCAGGAAAUCACUCUAAACUUUGCCAGAGCCAAGAGGCAUCAGAAGAUAAAAAUAAAGAACAACUAAUAAAACAGUUGGAGAUAGAAAAUGCCAAACUGCAAGAUGCAAAGACUACAAGAAGCACAUUAGAAAUAUCACUACUGCAAGCUGUAUUUUUGAAACCUUCUUUCAGUGAUUUUAAAGAUUGUAUGAUUCAUUUUGAUCCCAAUGAAAAACUAUUAGUUUUGUAUGGAACAGACAGUGCAAUAAGAGAUUGCCAAAUGAAGCUUAUGCUGGAGAUGAAAAAAAUAAAAGAAGAAACUAUUGCUAUAUCGUCUAAUAUGAAGUCUAUACUAUCAAGAGAAAAGGGGAAAAGAUAUCUUGAAGACCUAAAUUCAUCAGGUCUGAAUGGGGCAAAGGUGGAAUUAGAUGAUAACUCACUGUUGUUAGCCGCUAAAGAAGAAAACAUCUUGUCAGAGGCUGUAAAAAUACUGAGGUGUAAAGUCGAUUUCAUAGAAUUGGUGAAGUCUGAAGUUGUCAUACCUCAUGAUAGACUCACCACUUUAAAGUACAGCAUUGAACAUAGCUUGCUUGUACAAGUCACAUUUGAUGAUAGUGGGAAGAUAAUUAAACUGUUAGGCAUUGAAGAUGAUGUUCUGAUGGCAAGACGAGAUGUGGAGAAAUUAUUUGAAGAAUACGGAGUCUAUGAAAAGUCCUUCAAUGUGGGAGAGCCAGAGGCCAGAUUUUUGCAUCUAUGUUGUGAAGACAGAAUCAAUUCUGUUUUAAAAUCAGUUGAUGUGACUGAAUUAACUUUAACUGAAACUAAAAUUUCCAUUAGAUAUAAAGGUAGUAGGAGUGAAACCCACCAAGUUUACCAUGACUUACUAGAUCUAAAAAGCAAUGUAUUAUCAAAAACUUGGAACUUAUUUGAUGAUUUCAAGAAACAUGAACUUUUCUUGAUAGCCAAUAGUUUAAAAAAUGGUCAAAUGAAGGAAAAAUUGGAAACAUACAAAUAUAGAGAGAAAAUUCUUGUUAUCUCAAAAUUUCCAGAUUUGACUACUCAACUUCUUUCAGCAUCAAAGAACAAAAAGUUGGCAGAUAAGACUAAGAGGCCUAAAUCCAGGGCAAGAGAUCCCAGACCAUUUCCUUGGGUACAAUCACCAAGCCCUUCAUCAGCAAAUAAACUGGUCUAUGAUAUUUCAAAUACAUGUCAGUUAGUAAUCAAGCCCUAUGGAGACAUCAUCAAAGAAAAAUCUGAUAUUUUGGUUUCUAUCUUAGGACCAGAGAUGGACAUGAGAAAAACCAGAGUAGGUGGUACAUUUAAUAAAACCUGUCCCUCUCAUUGGAAGGAACUUCAAUUGGUAAAAGACAGUAAUCCUGGUGCCCCUGUGCUUACUGUAAAGAAUCCUAAAGGUCUUAAUUGCCUGGCUGUAUGUCAUGUCAUUUUAGCUAUCUGGAAUCCAAGCUCUUCUCAGCAGCAGCUCAAUGUUGCCAUUCAAACUGUUUUAAAUGAAGCUAAAAAUCUUGGAGCUAAAACUAUUUCAUUUCCUGCUUUGGGAUGUGGCAGAGCAUUUCAGUUUCCUCCAUUGAAUGUAGCUCAGCAAGUUCUUACCAGUAUUCGUUCGAUGAAUGCUGGAAGCUUUUUAAAUAAAGUUACUCUUUUGGCGCCAGACAAUGAAUUGUUUAAAGAAUUCAAAUCUGAAGCACCCAAUCAUUUUAAUGCAAAGUUGCCCAAAAAUAAGGCAGCUCCACCACAACCUGCACCACCUGCUCAGCUUUUGGGCAGUGAUGAUUCUGAGGAUGAAAGUGAUGACAGUGAAAGUUCAAGCGAUACUUUUGAAGUGAGUAACUUGAAUGAUACGAAAAAUGCAAGUGAUCCCCAUUUUACUAUAAUAAUUCUUCAUGGAAAUAAAACUUUUGAGUCAGUAAAAAAAAUAAUAACACAUGAUAUUAGAGAGCAGUGUCUACAUGUUGAUUACUUUAACCAAAAUGUCAUGAAGCAUUGGUCUAGAGAAUCGAGGCAAAAAAUUCUAAAAGAAGCAAUGAAGUUAUCAGUGUGGGCUGAACGAUCAAUUCACCCUAAAACCAAACAUGUGGGAUUUCAUUUAAUAGGAGAAAAGCCAGCUCUUGCUCAGAUCAAAGCAUUUAUUCAUCAGGAAUUUCUUGAAGAAUCCGGCCAUUUACCAAAGAGAAGUUUAACUUCAGAUAAUGUACCUAGAAGAGGAACUGUUGAGUUCAUGAGGUAUGCUGCUGACAGUGAUGAGCUUUUCCCCUCGUACUGGACUCUAAAUAAGUCUAAAAAGUUUUGGAGCAAUUUAAAAAAUAGGAUUUAUGGAAAGGAGAAAAAACUUUUAGUUGAAGUUGAUAAAGAAACAAAGGAUGCAGUUACAAAGCUUGUUACUCAAACAUUGGAUAUAGGUCUUGUUGGGCAGGGUAAUGAUGCAUUAGGAAUACAUUAUUCCAAUCUUAAAGUUCUUGAUGUUAAAAGAGUUGAAAACGCUGAAAUAUUUGAAAUUUAUCGAGUUCAAAGAAAAAGGCUAUUUGAUAAAAUGGUUAGGAAAGGAAAAAUCUGCCAAGAUAUUGGAAAACUUAGAGGCUCAAAAGGACGAGUGUGUACAACAGAGCUACUAAGUGACUCAAUGAAAAAAGAACUUUACUAUGAAGUAAACGAACAUUAUUUGUUCCAUGGAACGAAAUCAGACACAAUAAGUGCUCUCAUUCACAAUGGCCUUGACCCACGGCUUUCUAAUGAAGCUGCCUUCUUUGGAAAAGGAAUUUAUGCAGCUGAGAGAGCUACCAAGUCGGAUCAAUACACCGGUAAUUUAUGUUCUCUUAAGUACUUUAAAAUGGGAUCGGUUAUGAAAUAAGCAUCAAACCCUGUCACGCUACAGCCCAUAUAGGGCUUUAACCUUCCUCACCAUUUUCUUCCACUCAUGCUUAUGCUUUUUUUUUCCAUGCUUGAAGUCCCAGAUAUUUUCAACAUCGUCUUUCCAUCUAGGGUAAGCUUAGGUUUUCUUUUGCUCCUCUGUUAUUUGGAAUUUUUCUAAGAGUCCCGCCCAGUGCAGUCUACCCUUUUUUACUUCUGCUUUUAGAGUGGGAUCCUGGUAUAGUCCAUACAAACAUUUCCCUUCAUACCUCUUUACACCUGCCAAAAUCCCAACUUUUAGUUUAAGAACAAUGUGUAUUUUAUUUGCUAGACUGCAGUUUUAAUCAAAAUUUUUAUAAUGAGAACCUCUGUUGAUUUGAUGGAUUGUUAAGUAGUUAAAGGCUCAAAAUUAUUACUCUAAAUGUAUGAUAGUUUCCAUGUGUUUUAAUUUGACAUUUUUGAUUAAUUGAUCUAAUAAAAAAACUCAAUAGAACUUGGAAUGGGUAAUUUUAAUAUUUAACAAUUUAAUGCAAUUUGAUAAAUUAUUGAGCUUCAGUAUUCUUUCCAUUUGCUGCCUUUUCACUAGUGAGUAUUAGUUCACUUUAAGAGGGUACCAUAUUAUUGAACUAUUUGGGAGUCAAAUAAAUUCAGUUAACUUGUAUAAUUCUGGCCUUAUGCUUAUGCUUAUGGUAUAUUAUUUGUCAUUUAAUUAAAAAAAUGACUAAAACAUAUAUUAUUAUUCUUUCAAUUGUAGAUCUGAAGCACCAAAGAACACCCAAUGGUACAAAGCUGACUCUUAUAUUGACAAGGAUGCUUAUGGGGAAUGUGUUUCUUUGUGAUGGAAAUCAUAAAUCUGUACAAGGCAAAGGUAAAAGCAGUGUAUAGUAUGAUAUCAAGUAUCAUAAUUGCCAUAGUAUUUUAUUUUAAUAAAGGCUCAAAUAGGAUUCGCUUCUAACAAUAUUUCAACAUAUUUUAGUUUGUGAAUAUCAAUAUUAUCAAUAGGGUUAAAAAAUGUAGGUCUAUUUAUUAAGUGCAAUGUUUCAUUUUUGGAAGUGAAAUCCAAAAUAUCUCUCAUAAGACUUCUUGUGAAACAUUUCAAACCAGAUUCAAAUCAAGAAAACACUGCCUGGACCAUUUACAAUGUGUCCUACUUACAAAUAACUUAAUUUUAGAGAUUUUUCCCAAUGUUUGUUUAGUUACCUAACUGUUAUUUUGAAAAUCUUAUCUACAUUAGCAAAAAAACGGGGUGAGACAGGACUCAUUUAGCACCUGCCAGUGCAGCUCUCCCAACCCCUCCUCCCCCACUAGUGGGCAGAGAGUGGCAUGCAAAAAACCUAUGUGUAAUUUGGAAACAAUGUUUCUAGUGACUUCAAAUUUUUAUUGCCUAGUACCUCUUUAAUAUGAGUUAUUUUCUGAUAAGUUUCAAUGACCGUAGUUUCUUUCUAGUUAUUUCAUCAUUGCUGUUUUAAUGGGUCUCUUCACUGUAAAGAUUGCUUUUACACAGUUGCAUUGUUGGUUAUUUUCUUGAGCUUUCCUGUGGGGUUCAGAUUUCCUUAUAUACAGCUUGAUUGCAGUCUCCCAAUAUUACAAAUUAAAUAUUUAUAGUUUCAAAAAUAUUUUUGCUCUUAUUUCACAGGAAGCAAGAAAUUGUCUCGCCCCCCUUGUAUGUCAUGUUUGGAAGAUUUCUGCAAAUGUAGAGACCAAACUUUGUUUGAUUCUGUGAUGGGAGAUGGCAAGUGGCUUUUCAGAGAGUUUGUUGUCUACGAGAGUUCUCAAUGCUAUCCUGAAUAUGUGAUAACUUAUACCAGAGUCUGAUGUACUUGUGCUUAAGAAAAGCUCAUUACUUUUAUUUGAUAUUUCUAAAGAUUCAUAUUCACAUCAGUCAGUGUCCGUAAUCAUGAAUAAUGAGAAGGAAAUAGUGAAUCAAGUUUUUUUGAAGCUUAAAAUGAAAAGACAGGCCAAUGAAAGGAGAACUCUCCAACAUAGAUGUUAAAGGCAUGAACUUGGUAGUUUUUUGUUUUUUUUAAAUUUUAUGAACCAAUGGAUUUUCAGCAUUACCC
Messenger RNA from Lymnaea stagnalis (great pond snail), 30445 nucleotides. Lineage: Eukaryota; Metazoa; Mollusca; Gastropoda; Lymnaeidae. The record is from the annotation of a GenBank genome assembly.